This is a messenger RNA of Helianthus annuus (common sunflower), 2479 nucleotides long. RefSeq lists its product as uncharacterized. Lineage: Eukaryota; Viridiplantae; Streptophyta; Magnoliopsida; Asterales; Asteraceae. The record is from RefSeq and is a predicted model, not a curated record. The coding region runs from base 620 to 1168 and encodes 182 amino acids. The transcript has 10 exons.
UCAUUUGUUCACACCGUCAUCCCAAAAAUGAAGAAUUCAUCCCAGCCAACCUAUUCUUCUCAUCUCCGAUCCACGAUUCAAGCUUCAUUCCAUUUUCUUAAUCUUAUCUCAAACCCCAAUUUCGUUGGCUGAUUAUUCGAGAUGGGUUUUUUCACUUCAUCUUCUUUAGGGUUUGUUCACUGUUUGUUCUUGAUUAAUCGAUGAAUCUGUUAACCGAUCGAUGGAGAAGAUGAUUACAGAUUAGUAGGAUGAUGAAGACGAUCGGAACAUGAUGAUCGGAUCGUCGUCCAGUGAUGGGAAGAUGGUGAUAAAACUCAAGAUUUCGAAACUUUCAGAUGAAGAUGUAACGGAAGAUGAAGAAUCUCCGGUGAUCGGAAAAAGGGUUUUUGUGGAAUGCAAAAAGGAGUUUAGCUCAGGUAAAGCAUUGGGUGGUCACAUAUCAGGAUCUGGUUUCCACAUACUUUGUGGGAGAGAACAGAAAUAAAGAAAUACAAUGAGGCCAUCCAGCUAAAAUCUUUUGAAACAAUGGCGUAUAUCAUAAAGAAUCCACCCAAGAAUUUUAAGGCCUUUGUAGUUGGGCAUUUUUGCGAUCGUGCGGUUGACAUUCUAAGGGCUACUAAUGCUUAUAGGGAGGGCCUGCAAUAUACGGGAUGACGUUGAUUCAAGCAUGAUCCGUCCUUUUGUUGCUUUUAUGUGUAUCAGAGCAACUGGAGCUUCCAAUUUCACUCCUAUCGGACCAUUCGGGGGUUUUGGAUCAUUUUUAGAGCGUUCAAUUGGGUCUGCUUCAACAUUAUCUCAGACAACGCCGAUCUCUCCGACUCCUUCCACCAUCGAGAUAACAUUAAAAAGUAUGGCAAGAUGCCUCUUGGACUACCAUCAGAUGGUAAUAAGAAGAAGCCAUCUCAGGAUCAUCAUCUUGAGGACAGGUUCGCCAAGAUGCGUCUUACACCAUCUGGUUAAGAAGGCAGUUGACAUCAUGAGUGGUCCUAAGGAAGCCAGUAGUUAUCUCAAUGAUUUGGAAAGAGCUGAGUAUGGAAUUCGCGAGGCUACUAAGGUCUACAGAUGUUUUCUUCCACUUGGCUUGAUCGAGAGAGUGCUAGCUUCUUUAUUACCGGCUGUGACAAGAUUUAUACAAGGAAGGACGGGAAAAAAAUCAUUAUGCGUGUAGCUUCAUAAAUGUCAACAAACAAUGUUUUUUAAUCAAUGCAUGUCUUGUAGUUUUCCAGUCACAUUCAAUAACUGACAACAGGCCAUAGAAACUAGAAAGGUGGGUACUUUUCACAUGAAUGAGGUUCUAGCCAAGAAAGGUGGGUACUUUUCACCUGAUUCGCCAAGUGGAAGCACAUCACUACUGCGGCCAUCUGAACGAAGACAUGCGACAAUGUCUGGUCUACGACUGGCCUGAUGCCGAUGCGCGGUUGAUCGGGCUGGAAUACAUAGUAACUGAAGAACAGUUUUUAACUCUUCCGGACACCAAAAAACCGAUGUGGCAUAGCCACGAGUAUGAGGUGAAGAGCGGCGUGCUCUUCCUUCCCGGUGUUCCCGGUCCGGUUGAACGAAAAGAUCUCGAGAAAGUGGCGAAAACAUAUGGGAAGACCAUACACUUUUGGCAGGUGGAUAGUGGUGAUGAACUGCCGCUCGGGUUACCGCAGGUGAUGAUGGCGCUAACGCGAGACGGGCAACUCUACCCGAGCCUCACCAUCGUUUCGUUUAUUCCAACUAUAGGGGUGUUUGUUAUUCGGUUUUAAACCGAUUUAACCAAAAACUGUUUAAAAUCGAAGCAAAUUACAUAUUUGGUUUUGUGGUUUGGUUUUCGGUAACAAAAGUAUGAAACCGUUAUAAACCCGAACAGAAUUACAUGUUUGGUUUUCCGGGUUCAGAAAUCUAAACUGAAAUCGACCAAAACCAAACAAUUUUACAUAUUUGGUUAUGGCGGUUUGGUUUUUGGUGGUUUUCUGGUUCAGAAUUCUUAACUAAAACCAAUGUGGUAUAUCUCAAUACGUGACUCAAGUUGGUACGACCAUCGGGUACACCAUUACUUCGGCGAUCAGUAUGGCGUAAGCGAUAACUAAAAACUCAGAACUUAUAGUUUAAAUGUGUUUGUUUAGCUAGCUAAUUUUGGAAUAUCUUGUGGUUAACCAGGGCGGUUAAACAGAUAUUUGUUUCUCAUGGUAGAAAAAAUCCGUGAUCUUUUGUUAUGAGAAUCUGAUCAAGAACUAUCAUUAUUUUCGCAGGGUUUAACAGGGUUUAACGAAGAUAAAGCGAUGUAGAAGUGUAUCUUCAGUACACACAAAAAGCUCUUGAAAUGCUCAUCAAGAUCUCAAAGAUUUGAGAGCUUUAAAGACCAAAGGAUUAGAACAAAUUUAUAUUGUGUUUUUUGAUAUCGUAUAUUGUGAAUAUUAGAUUCAGUUACUAGCAUGUUUUAAUAAACCUUUGGAAGGAGUCAACUUUGGUAUAAAUAUAGCAAUUGUUUUUUACU